Knipowitschia caucasica is the source of this 2082-nucleotide messenger RNA. NCBI's taxonomy places the organism in Eukaryota, Metazoa, Chordata, Actinopteri, Gobiiformes, Gobiidae. The record is from the annotation of a GenBank genome assembly.
AUGUCUACCGAUACCGCUGAAAACCCGAUCGCCUCGACCGGAGCGAAGGCGGAGGAGCAGCAGGGUGGAAUGAAUGGAAAAGCCAGGCAUGAUUCCACCUCGAGGAAAGAGAGACCCGUGAAAAGAGGAGGAGGAGGAGGAGGUGGUGGGCGCUUUGAACCCUACUCUAAUAAGAGAUACCGCAUCUUUGUUAGCAACAUCCCCUACGAUGUUAAAUGGCAAGUGCUUAAAGACCUCAUAAAAGAGCAAGUGGGUGAGGUAACGUACGUGGAUCACUUAAUGGACGCGGAAGGCAAAUCAAGGGGUUGCGCUGUGGUUGAGUUUAAAACGGAAGAACUGAUGAAAAAGGCAGUGGAGAAAAUGAACCACUAUGAACUCAAUGGGAGACCCUUAAAAGUGAAAGCCGAUCCUGAUGGUUUUAUUACACAAAGGGAAAUGAACAAAGUCCAAGGUCCACCGGGAAUGAUGGGUGGAAUGGGAAGAAUGGAUCGUAUGGGCAUGGACCGCAUGGGCAUGGAUCGGAUGGGCAUGGAUCGGAUGGGCAUGGAUCGGAUGGGCAUGGAUCGGAUGGGCAUGGAUCGGAUGGGCAUGGAUCGCAUGGGCAUGGAUCGCAUGGGCAUGGAUCGGAUGGGAAUGGAUCGCAUGGGCAUGGACCGUAUGGAGCCAAUGGGACCUGGACCAAACAGCUCAAUGGUCAACAUACCUGCAAGUCUCAUGAAUAAUCCCAACAUCCCCAAUGAAAUCAUCCAUGGUCUGCAGGCUGGAAAAAUUGGCAACAGCAUCUUUGUGGCUAAUCUUGACUACAAAGUCAACUGGAAGAAGCUGAAGGAAGUCUUUUCAAUGGCUGGUGUUGUGUUGAGAGCUGACAUUCUGGAAGAUAAAGAUGGGAAGAGCAGAGGCAUGGGCACUGUGACCUUUGAAAUGCCUAUUGAAGCUGUUCAAGCUGUCUCUAUGUUAAACGGCCAAAUGCUUUUUAACCGCGUCAUGUAUGUUAAACUGGAUGAAAAGUCUAUGCCAAAAGACAUGGCACCACCUGAGAGACCCCCAGCUCUUCCCCGUGGUCUCAGUGGAGUUGGUAUGGGUCUGGGACCAGGAGGGCAACCCAUUGAUGCGACCCAAUUAAACAGAGGUGGUGGAGGAGGGGGUGGAAGUGGGAUGGGCAACAUGGGUCCUGGAGGUAUGGACGGAGUUGGCAUGGGCAGCAUGGGAAACCGUAUGGGAGGAAUGGACAGUUUUGGUGGAAUGAAUAACAUGGAUCGCUUUGGUUCCUCGGGAAUGGGAAGAAGGAAUGGGAAUUCCUCUGGGAUGGACCGCAUGAGCUCGGGAAUGGACCGUCUGGGGGGCAGCAUGGACCGAAUGUCUGGGAUGGGCAUGGACAGAAUGGAUCGUCUUUCUGAUCUAGACAGGCUUGGCUCUGGGUUUGACCGCAUGGGGUCUGGGAUGGACCGGCUUGGGCCCAGUAUGGACCGGCUUGGCCCAAGUAUUGACCGCAUGAGCUCCAGCAUGGAUCGUUUGGGUCCCUCUGGAUUUGAUCGCCUUGGUUCAUCAAGCCUUGACCGCAUUGGUUCAAGCCUCGAUUUUGGCUCCCCAAUGGGUCUGGAUCGCAUGAACAACUCUGGACUAGAGCGAAUGGGAAGCAGCUUUGACCGCAUGGGAUCUUCAGGGGGCCUGGAUCGCUUCUCCUCUGGCGGGCUCGAUCGCCUGGGUUCUGGCAUGGACAGGAUGGGAUCAGGGAGUGUGGGAGGUCAGUUUGAUCGCUCUGCUGACAUGGAUCGUGGAUUUGGUGGCAAUUCAUUCAGUGGAGCUGGGUCAUCUGCCUCUGGAGCCGGUGGCAAUCCCAGGGGAUGCCAGAUUUUUGUGCGCAACUUGCCCUUUGACUUCACGUGGAAGAUGCUUAAGGAUGCUUUCAAUACAUGCGGUAUGGUCCAGUAUGCUGAUAUUAAGCUGGAGAAUGGCAAGUCAAAGGGCUGUGGAGUGGUUCGUUUUGAUAGCCCUGAAUCUGCAGAGCGGGCUUGUCGCACCAUGAAUGGUUAUCGACUGAAUGGCAGAGAGAUUGAUGUCAGGAUGGAUAGAAAUGCAUAA